UGUGUGUAAAAGCAACCAUUUCUUCCCGGCCCGUUCCCUUCAUCUAUUGUACUACAACUAAAUUCUAUCGUUUCUCAUAUAUUUUAUACCUUUCAGCCGCUCCUGUGUGUUUGAUUCUCUCCUAGGCAUGGACCAGAGGUUGAAGGACGCAGCUCAAGCAGGAGAUAUUGAGGCCUUGUAUGCUUUAAUCCGUGAAGAUGCUUUUGUUUUGAAACGCAUUGAUGAGUUGCCUAUUGUUGACACUCCAUUACACAUAGCUGCAUCUGCAGGACAUGUUGAUUUUGCUAUGGAGAUUGUUAACUUGAAGGCAUCGUUUACCAGGAAGCUAAACCCAGAUGGGUUUAGCCCUAUGCACCUGGCUUUGCAAAACGGCAAAGAAGUGAUGGUGCUUUGGCUGCUAGACGUUGAUAAAGACCUUGUCCGUGUAAAAGCAAGAGGGGGUAAGACUCCUUUGCACGACGCAGCCGAAAUAGGCAACUUAUUAUCUUGUUUGGAUGGAUUCUUUGAUGCAUGCCCUGAAUCCAUCCAAGAUGUGACCAAUCAAGGUGACACGGCUCUACACAUUGCAUUAAGGAGCAAAAAAAUUAAAGCUUUUGAAAAACUGAUGGACUGGCUUAGAUGCUCCAUAUUCAUAGAUGCCCAAUUUUGGCAAGAAGAACUCCUUAACUGGAAAAACAAGCAAGGCGACACCCUGUUGCACAUUGCUGCUUCAAGCGAUCAAAUCCAGGUAGUGAAAAUGUUGAUAGGAAAACGCAAUGUUGUUAAGGACAUCAAAAAUUUGGAUGGAGAGACGGCAAUGGAUAUCCUGCGACGUCACCUAACCGACAGAGACAUUAGGGAUAUGCAAAAGUCUGCGUCAGGAUUUUUGUCAUCACUGCUGAAAAGUGUCAGGUUUAAUCAAAUUCAAGUGGGUGUCAAGGAAAGGUCAAAAAUUACCCAAUUGUUUCUUUCACUUUUGGUGUAUUUAGGUCGGACUAACAAAGAGACGCCAAGGGAGACUCGCGAUGCACUACUACUAGUUGAUACACUGAUCGUAACGGCCACCUACCAGGCAACACUGAGUCCCCCUGGUGGUGUUUGGCAGGGUUCAGCAGAUAUGAAUUCGCAUAUUCGCAUUAGUAACUCUACCACCGAAGCAACUUCUCCACAUUUUACAGGGACAUCAGUCAUGUCUUCGGAAACUUUUCGGUUAUUUUUCCUAGCAAACACUUUCUUGUUUUUGGUAACAAGUUUACGAAUUCUUAUGACCUUUUUUCAAAACUUGAACAAAGUGUCGUUCACUCAUGUAUCUAUUGUUUGGUUGCUCUGUAGCUGCAUUUUUUCACUGAUAGUCAUAGCACCGACCGAUCGGCUUUCUCGUGGUUUUCGUGUAGUUUUUUAUUUCUAUAUAGCAAUUGUAGUUUUUAUAUUGUAAGUUAUUUUGUUUCCCGCUUAUCACCAAGUAGAGAGCCUAAAGUGGGAUGGAGAAGACCUCGCCAGGGAAUUCGUCACCGGAAAGAAUGGUGGUAAUAGAUGUACUACACUGCGUUGAUGCUCUUCUAGAUUGUGAGCUCAAAGAUCUUUCUCAUUCUCAUUUGCUCAAUAGAUGUAUCAUGUCACUUCUUUCUCAAAAUUUAUAUUAUAUGAUUUCCCUA
Molecule: messenger RNA, 1634 nt
Organism: Hevea brasiliensis (rubber tree)
Lineage: Eukaryota; Viridiplantae; Streptophyta; Magnoliopsida; Malpighiales; Euphorbiaceae
Product: ankyrin repeat-containing protein BDA1
Exons: 2
Coding region: 128-1414 (428 amino acids)
Molecular function (GO): protein binding
Source: RefSeq, a predicted model, not a curated record